Messenger RNA from Coniophora puteana RWD-64-598 SS2, 1518 nucleotides. RefSeq names its product general substrate transporter. The coding region runs from base 1 to 1518 and encodes 505 amino acids. Lineage: Eukaryota; Fungi; Basidiomycota; Agaricomycetes; Boletales; Coniophoraceae. Gene Ontology annotation, biological process: transmembrane transport; carbohydrate transport. The transcript is spliced from 6 exons. Gene Ontology annotation, molecular function: carbohydrate:proton symporter activity. Gene Ontology annotation, cellular component: membrane. The record is from RefSeq and is a predicted model, not a curated record.
AUGGCUCACUACUCUGCCUUCAACAUUCGCGUAAUCCUCGCGCUCACUCUAGGCAGUCUUACGUAUGGCUACGCUUUCAGCGUCAUUUCCAACACAAUCGGCCAACCUGGCUUCCUCACCUACUUCAACCUUGAUUCUGAUCCCACAUACACCGACUCAAUUGAAGGUGCUAUCAACGGUUUAUUCAAUGGAGGCGGCAUCUUCGGCUCGAUCACUGUCGGGUACACCUGUAACAAGUACGGCAGGAAGGCUACCAUGAUAGCAGCAGCCUGCGUCUGCAUCGUCGGCGGAGCCUUACAGUCCGCUUCUGUGGCCAUCGCAAUGUUCUUGGUCGCCCGCUUCAUCGCUGGGUGGGGUGUGGGAAUGAUGGCCGUGCUAAUUCCUAUCUACCAAGCAGAGAUCUCGCCGCCGGCUUCACGUGGGCUUCUCGUCGGACAACACGGAGCGUGGCUCGUGACUGCCUAUGCUAUCGCUGGAUGGGUCGGUGUUGGGACGUACUACUCGCCUAAUUUGAGCUUUCAAUGGCGCUUCCCGCUCGCGGUGCAGUGCGUCUGGCCUCUUUCUCUGCUGUGCUGCAGUCCCUGGAUCCCCGAGUCGCCUCGGUGGCUUUUACAGCAGAAUCGACCUGAAGAAAGCUGGCGUAUUGUUGCCAAGCUUCACGUCGGCGCAUCAGAUGACCUAUACUCCGAUGAAAACUCAUUCGCCCGACAAGAGUUCCACCAAAUGAGGACGCAGGUUGAGGCAGACUCUAAGGCGUGGAUAGCUGGUGGUGGUUUCCAGCAAAUAUUCACGAAGCCAUCAUACCGUAAACGCUUCGCAAUUGGGUUCUUCACCCAGAUCGCUGCGGAGUCCACUGGCUCAAUGGUGGUUUAUAAUUAUAUGGUCGUAAUGUACCAGCAGCUCGGUCUCAGCGGAGGACUAGUUUUGAUAUUGGGUGCUCUUUACGUGACGGUAGCCGCCUCUUGCAACUUCUUGGCUUCGUUGUUGAUGGACCGAGUGGGUCGCGUCCGAUUGCUGCUAUGGGGACUUACUGGAUGCAUGCUGUCACUCGCCCUCCAGUGCGCUAUGGAAGCCACUUACGUCGGUACGACAAACCGCGUCGGAAAUUCUCUCGGUGUCUUCUUCAUAUUCUGUUUCAUAUUCUUCUAUGCUAGUGGCAUUGACGCGACAUCGUUCGUAUACUGUUCAGAGAUCUUCCCAACGCAGAUACGUCCGCAGGGCAUGGCGUUUUCAAUCUUUGGCCUUUUUCUUUCCACCGUCGCAUAUUUGGAAGCAGGACCGACUGCAAUAGCCACAAUCAAAUGGCGGUAUUAUUUGAUGUUCACAAUAUUGACUGCUUUUAAUAUUGUUGUAGUCUGGCGCUUCUUUCCUGAGACAAAGGGCCUUUCUCUGGAAGAGAUCAAUGCCCAGUUCGGCGAUGAAGUUGCAGCCGAGCGUAUGGACGUUAGCGAACCCAAGUCACCAUUUGAAAAUGACAUGGGCAAAGCUGACGUUGAACAUAGCGAGACUCCUAGUUGA